This is a messenger RNA of Marmota monax (woodchuck), 6625 nucleotides long. It is a transcript of the gene Zfp41, whose product is annotated as ZFP41 zinc finger protein. Bases 3652 to 4236 code for a protein of 194 amino acids. The transcript is spliced from 3 exons. The record is from RefSeq and is a predicted model, not a curated record. NCBI's taxonomy places the organism in Eukaryota, Metazoa, Chordata, Mammalia, Rodentia, Sciuridae. Gene Ontology annotation, biological process: regulation of transcription by RNA polymerase II. Gene Ontology annotation, molecular function: RNA polymerase II cis-regulatory region sequence-specific DNA binding; DNA-binding transcription factor activity, RNA polymerase II-specific.
GGGGGAAACGGCACCGCCCUCACUGAGCCGCGCGUCAGCACCGAGAAGCCGCGUGACGUCCUAGAGCGGCGCCGGAAGAAGCGGGACCAGGGUGGGGCGGAACACGGCGUAGCACCACCGAGAGUCCGUGCGACGGCCUAGAGCAGCACCGGAAGGGGCGUGUCGGCGGGAGAGCGGAGGGCGCGUCUUCCUGCGGGCUCCUCACGCUGGUGCGGUGGGAGAGGCGGGCCGGGUCCGGGCGGCGGUGCUCUCUGGCCGCCCGCCCCCAGCUGGGCUCGGCGGGGCGUCUGCUCCUCUGGGCGGAGGCGCUCGCCACCCUUGGGCUCCACCAGGUAUCUCCUGCAUUCGCGCGCGGCGGAACGGGCAGCAGGAAGGCCGGGCUCGCGCUCGGGCGCUGGCGUCGGAGGGCCAGCUGCGGAGGCCUGCGGCAGGCUUGAGGGUCCGGCUGGCCAGGUGGGAGCCCGUCCAUCCAGGGCUCUCCAGCCCGCGAAGGGGCCAGUCUCCGUGGUUCCAGGUUCCCCAAGGCAGGGCCGGGGGGACAGGCUUCCAGAGAGGACCUCCUGCUGCUGGGUGCUCAGAGCUUGGAGAAGCCUCAUCAGAGAGGUAAAAGAGCCACCCCGAAGUUGCACAGCAGGCCAGGGAGCAGCAGCAAGGCUGAUGUGGACUGAGUGGAUAACUGCUUGUGUCCACAGGCCGGUAAAGUGAGAGAUUCCGUUUUUAAUGGUUAUUUUAUGUCAUGUCAUAGGGAGCCACUUCAGAAAAUUCAAAUCCACCAGAACUUUACUUACCUGGCCAGGGACUGUCACCCACCCGUAGAGACUGAAGCUCUGUGGGAGAACAGAAUUUCCUGGCCUGUGUCUUGGGAAUUUAAGGAUGAAAAACACAGCUCAGGGGCUUUUCUCAGCAUCAUACAAGCAAGCCAAUCAUAGAUGCUAAGACAGUAGUUACCUGCGAGCCCUAAGCAGGACUGGAAUUUUCCAGUUAGCAAGCAAGCAAGUUAGAGAAGCUAAGAAGCAGCUUGCAACUCAGUUAACUGCAUCUUGGGUCUGAGCAGGUGUUAGACAACCAUAUUCUGAGUCGGAGCAGGUGGUUAAUGGGGGCAAGAAUCUACUUCAAAGUCUUGGGUCACCAAGACCACCGUGUCCUGGGUUGAGUACAUUUUGUGGGGUAUAAAAUACAGAAAAAAGUAUAUUAUGAGAAAACAGCUUUCAUUUCAGUUUUUCAGAAACAGCUCUUGUAACAGUUUUUUAAUAGAAGGUAGUAAAAUGGAGGCCUAGGCCUAUGACAGUUCUUGCUUUAUAAUGGUCUUUUCUCAAUUCUAAAAAUCUUGUGUCCACCAUCUAUAUUUUUAACUAAUCUAUAACCUAUAACUUACACUUUUAUUGAUUGUAUUUAUCAGUUCACACUAGUCAGUGUGGACACAGGUAGAGAAGUGAGCAAACCUAGUCCCUGCCUUCAUGCCUGCCCCUGGAGGGCCAAGGACACCAUCAUAAAAAGUAUUCUGAGCAUGUCAGUGACAGGGACUGGGGACAGAGACACAGCCCUACCCUCAAAACCCCUGCCUCCUAAGGAGGCUUGCACACCAUGAUGAGCCACCUGAGAAGGGAACACUGCUGUGGAGCUCAGGACUUCACACUUGUCCUAGAGAGUAGUCUCCUGUGGGGCACACGGUGUGUUCUAACAGUUCCUGGGUCACCCGCUUCCUACUAGUACCUGGCCUCAAAGUGCCCGAGGGCUUGGAGCCUCUGAGAGCACCCCUGCUCUUCCUAGAAGAGUGGUGCCGCAUUCCCAAAGCCUCCGCCAGCACAUAGGACUGCUUCACCUACAGCUCCAUCUCCCACCAGACCUGAACCGUCUUCUCCCAGAAGUCGUCUCCAGGCAGAGCCCACAGAAAGGGGUGUUGGCCUGUAGCUGAAUCAUCUAAACGUUUCAUUUGGGAAACUGCACUCUCAAACUCCUUGUGAGGUAGAACUCUGGUCACUUGGGGCCACUUCCCCUCAUGGAGGGAAGGCCAAACAUCCCUUCCCGACUUAGCAAAGAGAAUUCAAAGGAUUUAUAUUAAAAUAUUUCACUUAGAUGUGUGUUUCCCUUCCGUUUCCUGUUCACACUAGACCCCAGCUUCAGACUCCAGCCUGGUUGACCCGUACAAAUAGGUGGAAUAUUGUUACAUGGAGCACCACAUUUUGAGGUAAGAGAAUGUCCUAGUGGGCGAGAGUGACCAUCCUGGGACUCUGACACUUUGCCAAGAACACUGUCUGCGAGAGUGGUUCCAGGAGCCAGGUAGUCCACCCUCCUUGGAGCUGCAAGCAGAAGGGUGCUCCCCGUAUCUUAUGGGGCUAUCUUUUACCAGCAUCUGAACGGGCCUGAUGUUUUUCAGGGUGUUGUGCUGGAAUCCAUCAGUUAGUACUUAGAGGCAAAACAAUACACAGAAGAAAUGGAACAGGAUUUUUUUUUUUAAGGGAUUGAACCCAAGAGCAGGAUUCUUAACAAAUGAAAAGGUGCAGCUGACUCUUAAGAGACCUGGACCUUGCCUGUUACUCCUCUGGCUCUGGUUGACUAACUCUCGUGUGAACUGGUGCUGAGGUUGGGAUUCUGUCACGCGGACUUGUGGAUGGGAAUUCAGGUCUUCUCCCCGAGCGGUCCUUGCAAGAGGCUGACAUUUCUAUAGGACAGUGUCCGGACCAUGCAAGCACAGGCCUACUUGGUAGUUAGCUGCAGCUUUGGCCCCAAGUCUGAAUGAGAAAAGCCAGUUGCUCAGGCAAGACGGCCGUGGGGGAGUCACCAGAGCAGUACCACGGCUGCCACCCCUCCUAAGAGGCCCAGUGGACGGCGGCAGAGAUCAGACAGUGUGCUCCGGAAGUGAUAUCGUUCAAUUUUUUAGACUUUCAGCACAGUUUACGACGUACUUCCAUGUCCAGGAGCUUUUCCAAAGCCCUGGAAGAAACUGUAUAAACUAGAAACAUUAUACAUUUGGUUAAAGACGAGAGUGAUUUGAGGGAAAAGGUGUGUGGGACUCUUGAGAAGGAGCCACUGAAGGCGAAGGGCCCUCCUUGUGCAGACCUCCAGGGGCAGGAAGGAUGGUGGGUGCUUGGGACACUAGAGCCAGCUGGUAAGAGGAGGGAGACGUGAGGGCCGGGGUGCGGAAGCCUUGGUAGUACAAGUGGAAGCCUUUGGGGAUUUGAGCGGGGAUAGGUGUGCGAUUUGCUGGCUGCUGUGGGCCAAGGGGGUAACCCACGUUUCACCCAGCUCAGCACUAAGAUGUGGGUGAUGGAGGCACCCCUCAGAAGCCCCUAUUCCAGAGCAUGCCCACUGAUCCCAGUGUGAAAGGGACAGUUAGGGAAGUGGAGAAAAGAAAGCCACGUGGUGGCCAUUCAUUCCUGGUGCACACAGAACCCUGCUGGACACUUGAAAUCCCUGCCCCAGCAAGAGGAGGGAGCCGGGGACGGGUGAGAUGAGGUGGGAGCUCGUAGCACCAAAAGCACCUUGAUCUGCUAUUCAGUCUUGCCCUUUCAGCCACAGAGCAGCCAGCGGUGCUGUCUUCCCCGCACAGAGCCUCAGCCACGCGCAGCGGGAAGCUGCCUCGAGGGGCGUGGUGUCAGGAGGAGGAGCUGGGAGCCCUCAGCUUCCAGGGUGCCUUCUCCCAGGAUCAGCAUGGAGAAGCCUGCAGGCAGGAAAAGGAGAACCCAGGCCCCAGAGGCAGAGGCAGAUGUGCAGAAGGCCACUCUGAAAGGAGAGAAAGCAUCUGGUGGCAAGAGACCCGCAGCACCCAGAGAGCACCACAAGGAGCCAAGUCUGAGCCCUGAAGACGAGGCACAGCUCUUUGAUGCCUUCGACGCCUCGUUUAAAGAUGACUUUGAGGGUGUCCCUGUGUUCAUUCCUUUUCAGAGAAGGAAACCCUAUGAAUGCAGUGAGUGCGGACGAAUCUUUAAGCACAAGACGGAUCACAUUCGCCAUCAGAGAGUUCACACUGGGGAGAAGCCCUUUAAGUGUGAUCAGUGUGGGAAAACGUUCCGGCACAGCUCUGACGUCACCAAACAUCAGAGGAUCCACACUGGGGAGAAGCCGUUUAAGUGUGGGGAGUGUGGGAAAGCCUUCAACUGUGGCUCCAACCUCCUGAAACACCAGAAAACCCAUACCGGAGAGAAGCCAUAUGAAUGCCAAGAGUGUGGGAAAGCCUUUGCCUACAGCUCCUGUCUUAUCCGGCACCGGAAACGCCACCCACGGAAGAAGCAUUGAGUGGGGGUGGCCUUCAGGUCACAGAGUUCCUGCUGGGGCACCAGGGCUCCCUCAUGCAGCAUCCGGUGAGGCCUGGGCCCUGUGCUGUGUGCUGUGCGUGCCUCUGGCUACCAUCCCUGUCGUCACCAGAAGAAUCCACCCAUCAGUGUGAGUUGGCAAGAGGCCUUUCUGCAUCAAGCUACAGUGGUGGCACGGAAGCUGCUCGAGGCUCCUUGCAGCCACAGCCAUUUUCCAUGCUGCUCUAUGCUGCUCAGUGCUCAACACAGAACAAACCAGCCUGUCACCUGCCAUCCAUGGGACACCUGAGGACACCCCUGGGUUCAGUCCCCAGUAGGAGUGGCAUUCGUAGUUGGUGAAGGCUGAUGGCUCCUGAGUGGCCCUGCCUAUAGUGUCCACUCCACUCUGGUCCUGUUACUAACACCUUGAAGACUCCAUCUGUGGAUGCUCAGCCCCUUGGAUCCCUGAGUUUAGUCCCAGGAACUGAGCAGGCACCUGGGACCCCAAGCUGGAUAGCACUGGUCUGUGACCAGCUCUGGCUUCUUUACUAGGGUACCAGGCCCCAAGUUCAGCCCCGUCCCUGGAACUGAGCCGCACCUGUGCUCUCCCACCCAGCCGCCACCCCAGAUGGACAACCUGACUUACCCAGACCGACCCGUCAGACAUGGGCUCCUCGGCUCCUGAGUGCUGCCGCCUUGGGAGAUUCCUGCCCUGGCCGUGUGCUAGGCCCCCAGGGUGCUACCUGCAGCUUCCAUCCACUUGACCUUCAGACAUGGUGGUGGCCCUGCCCCCUUGGUGGCCUCCACUCAGGACCUGUAGGUGGUGUCCCAGGUGCAGAGUUCCAUGUUGCUGAGCACCUGCCCCUGGUCCGGGCCUUGAAGACACUGCAGCAGUGUGGACAGAGGGCUGCCCUGGCCACCAGCAGCUGACAGGCCGCUGGAGAGGACCGUCCCAGCAAGGUGUCCUGAGGAAAGGACCCUGGAACCAACAGGCAAGACCCCGUGUUCCUGCAUUCAGAGGGGAGUAGAGAGGACCAGUGUCCACAUGCAGCUCCUCUGGCCAUCCAGGCUGAGGCUUGUACAAUAGAGAGGGCCUCUGGGGACAUGUAGGAAGAAAGCCAGGCGGCGGGUAGGGACGAGCAGAGAGGCCCUGUCGACACAGCCGCUCCGCAGGGCUCUUGGUGCCCAUACUGCACACCGCUCAGCCACAUCAGGCAGCUGCCCACCAGGGACAGUCCUUGCUCGCUGUCAGCUGCCAGCCAUUGCGGGGGCGCUCUUCAUACCAACUCCAUGCUCAGAACCCUCUGGACACCUGAGAAAAGUCCUGAGAGAAACGGGACAGUCCUUGAGCCAUGUGACAGGGCUCCCUCACAGGAAAACGAUCGACAAAAGCCAGGAGCUGGAGGAGCCCACCUAGGCAGUGCCACUAUAACCAUCACGUCCAGCAGGCAGCACCCAUGCCAGGCCCUGUGGGGAAGCAUGGCCUGCAGGUUGCAGCUAGGCCUUGCCCACAGAGAGGCUCUGCCAGGGACCCAACAUCACGAAUCCAGACCCGGUGUUCUGGUAGCUGCUUUUCUCUCCCUGAAGCCUUCUCUGGCACACAGGUGGGCAGGCUGGCCAGCAGCAUGGCCUUGGCCUGUCUGCCUGCAUUUUCUGACUCCCAGUUAUACCUGGGCACCAUUCCCUGUAUCUCAGAUCUGUCCCAGUUUGGGCACAAGAUAAACUCAUUUCCUUCCUGUGCCAGUGAGCUCAGACACCAAGACACUGUGGAGGAAGGCAGGACUGCGGGUGUGGGGAGAGCCAGGUGCUCGGGAGCAUGGGGUAGGCUCCAGGUGAGGAGCUGGGCCCACACACUGCCGCUGUCUGCAGACAGCAGAUGGCUCUGGGCCUGUGUUUGCCAGAGCCUCAUACCUAGAACUUGGCCCCUGCCUCCUCCUGGUGUCCUCCUCCUGAACACCAGGUACGUGUUCAGCUCAUGGAGGACAGGCAGGCCGUCCUCAUCUUGGCUGCACCCCAGGACUUGUGCUUGUCUGUGGUGCAGCUCCAGCUGAUGCCAAAGUGGCACAGGGAGAACCUCUGGGACCAGCAAGGGUCCCUGGGCUUCUGUAAGCAGCACCCAUGCCAGGCCCUGUGCAGCCUCACCUCAGCCACCUGUGGGCUCAUCUGAGUGUUUGCACCUCUUUGUUUUCCUGCAUGUGGGACUCCUGGUGCAGCUGGAGGCAAGUAUCAUAGGACUCUUCUGUUCUGUCGGGGGCAACACCCUGUGCACCUUAGUGACCCAUGUACUGCUGUUAACAGUCAUGUUCUGGCCUCUUGUGCUGUGGCAGAUACUCUCCCUAGUCCAAUUUUUCCCACUAUAAUUUGUAUUGUCCAAAAAUUUAACUCUCCAGCUA